AUGGACCUGCGGAGGUCUUCAUUCUAUAGCACCUUAGACCUGGUGCCACAUCUGGAGAACUAUGCCAGCACCCUGCCACACCAGCAGUCAAGGGGCCGACCUUCUCUGGAGACUCUUCGCAAGGCAUUUGAGGAAGACGAUGCAGGAAUUGAGGUUCCUGACACCACUGCAGGCUCAGUUAGCAGCCUGCCAGUCACUGACAGCGGAAAUGGAGAGUCAAAAGGUCCGCAGGAGAAAGCUCCUGUUAGAUUUGGCUGGGUGACUGGAGUCAUGAUUCGUUGCAUGCUGAAUAUCUGGGGAGUCAUCCUGUUUCUUCGCUUGUCAUGGAUCAUUUCUCAGGCAGGCAUCUUGUUGACCUGCCUUAUUAUCCUGAUGUCUGUGACGGUGACUUCUGUAACCGCUCUCUCUAUCUCUGCCAUCGCCACCAAUGGGAGGGUGAUCUCAGGUGGGGCCUAUUUCAUGAUCUCCCGCUCUCUGGGCCCUGAAAUCGGUGGACCAAUUGGGAUGGUUUUUUCCUUUGCCAACGCUCUCGCUUGUGCACUUAACACUGUGGGCUUUGCAGAGGUGGUCUGUGAUUUAAUGCAGGAGUUUGGUGUCGUCAUGGUUGAUGAAGACAAUGAUGUGCGUAUUGUGGGUGUGAUCACGGUGACUAUGCUUCUGCUCAUUUCACUGGCUGGGAUGGAGUGGGAGUCAAAGACCCAGAUUUUAUUCUUCAUAGUUCUCAUGGUCUCAUUUACCAACUACUUUGUGGGCACGUUCAUCCCUCCCAGUCCAGAGAAACAGGCCCAAGGCAUCUUUGGAUACCGGAGUGAGAUCUUCUUAGAAAACCUGAAGGCAGACUGGAGAAAUGGAAAUGAUUUUUUCCACAUGUUUGCCGUUUUCUUCCCCUCUGCUAUUGGCAUCCUGUCUGGAGCCAACAUCUCUGGAGACCUCAAAGACCCUGCCACUGCUAUCCCCAAAGGUACCCUCAUGGCCAUUUUCUGGACAACACUCAGUUAUAUAGGAAUUUCAGCAACUAUUGGGGCGUGUGUCAUACGGGACGCUUCUGGUAAUGUAACUGACAUACUGACCUCGAACAUCACUGACGGCUGUGUGGGUGUGGGUUGUAACCUGGGCUGGAACUUCACGAAGUGCAAACUGUCAGACUCCUGCCAGUAUGGUCUGGCCAAUAAUUCAAAGGUACUGGGCCAGGUUUCAGGUUUUUACUACCUCAUCACUGCUGGUGUCUUUGCGGCCAGUUUGUCAUCCGCUCUCGGCUUCCUCGUCUCUGCUCCUAAAGUGUUUCAGUGUCUGUGCAGAGACAAAAUAUACCCAUACAUUGGGUUCUUUGCAAAGGGUUAUGGGAAAAAUGAUGAGCCACUCCGGGCCUAUAUCCUCUGCUACCUGAUUGCUGUGGUCUUCAUUCUCAUUGGUAAGCUGAACAUCAUCGCACGCUUGAUUUCCAACUUCUUCUUGUGUUCCUACUGCCUCAUCAACUUCAGCUGCUUUCACGCCUCAAUCACCAACUCCCCUGGUUGGAGGCCUUCAUUUCACUACUACAGUAAAUGGACGGCUUUGUUUGGAGCAGUCAUCUCUGUAGUGCUGAUGUUCCUCUUGACUUGGUGGGCUGCUCUCAUGACCUUCAGCAUCAUCUUCUUCCUGUUUGGAUAUGUCAACUACACCAAGCCAAAGGCAAACUGGGGUUCAUCGGUCCAGGCAGGUACCUACAACAUGGCUUUGUCAUACUCUGUCUCUCUUUCUGGAGUGGAGGAUCAUGUCAAGAAUUUUAGGCCACAGUGUCUUGUCCUGACUGGGCCCCCAAACCAGCGACCUGCUCUGGUAGACUUUGUUGGAUCCUUCACCAAGCACAUAAGCCUCAUGAUCUGUGGAGACAUCAUCACGGUCGGUCCUUCAGCCUCACCAGUUUUGUUCCUUACAGCAGCUGCUCAUCACUUUGACUGCAUGGUGAAGUGGAUGAAAAAGAGGAAGGUGUGCUCGUUUUAUACUCCUUUCACUGCAGAGAGCCUCAGAGUUGGAGCUCGACACUUGUUACAGGCCUCUGGUCUCGGCAAACUGAAGCCCAACACUCUGGUCUUGGGCUUCAAGUCAAACUGGAGAGAAAGUUGUCCUGAAAGCAUUGAAGAUUACAUCAACACCAUAUAUGAUACCUUUGACCACAACUACAGUCUAUGUAUCCUGAGGAUGAUGGACGGCCUCGAUAUCUACAGCCACUAUGAAUUUGAAGUGAACCACGGGUUUGAGUCUGAUGAAUAUGCAGAAAAUGACCACAAGGAACAUAGUGAGAUGAAAUCAGUUGAGGACAUCUCAGACAAAGACGACAGCGAUCAGACCAGGACAGUGUUUCAGAGUGACCAGGGGAAGAAAACCAUUGACAUCUACUGGAUCGCUGAUGAUGGAGGUCUGACUCUGCUGGUACCUUACCUGCUCACCAGGAGAAAACGCUGGCGCAGCAGCAAGGUCAGGGUCUUCAUCGUGGGAGAUGAACAGAACAUGGACGAACGCCUCAAAGAGAUGAUCGCACUGCUGAAGAGAUUUCGUCUGGAUUUUAAUGACGUUAUUGUCAUGACUGACAGUGAGAAGCGUCCACACUCGAAGAACCUGAGUAGGUUUGUGGACAACGUUGCUCCCUUCAGGCUAAAUGAUGAACAGCAGGAUGGUAUCUCAGUGGAGGAGCUUAGACAAAGUGUCCCGUGGAAAAUAUCUGACAAGCAGUUUGAGGCCUUCAGACUUAAGUCUGAGAGAAAAGUGAGACUGAAUGAAAUCAUUCGGAGGAAUUCACAACAAGCUGCUCUCGUGCUUGUGAGCCUUCCUGUGCCACAGAGCGACUGCCCCAGUGCUCUGUACAUGGCCUGGCUGGAUGCUCUGACCUGCGGCCUCCACUGCCCUGCUUUGCUGAUAAGAGGAAACCAGCAGAAUGUUCUCACUUUCUACUGCCAGUAAAUAUGUCUCCGAAGAAAAUGUGUUUUAUCGUGGACGUCAGUAGAUGCCAGGUAUACG
This is a messenger RNA of Monopterus albus (swamp eel), 2997 nucleotides long. RefSeq names its product solute carrier family 12 member 3-like. Gene Ontology annotation, biological process: cell volume homeostasis; chloride ion homeostasis; sodium ion transmembrane transport. The transcript is spliced from 26 exons. NCBI's taxonomy places the organism in Eukaryota, Metazoa, Chordata, Actinopteri, Synbranchiformes, Synbranchidae. Gene Ontology annotation, molecular function: sodium:potassium:chloride symporter activity. Bases 1 to 2940 code for a protein of 979 amino acids. The record is from RefSeq and is a predicted model, not a curated record. Gene Ontology annotation, cellular component: apical plasma membrane.